Messenger RNA from Plasmopara halstedii, 1107 nucleotides. RefSeq lists its product as uncharacterized. The transcript is spliced from 3 exons. The record is from RefSeq and is a predicted model, not a curated record. Gene Ontology annotation, cellular component: Golgi membrane; endoplasmic reticulum membrane. Gene Ontology annotation, molecular function: sphingomyelin synthase activity; ceramide cholinephosphotransferase activity. Bases 1 to 1107 code for a protein of 368 amino acids. Gene Ontology annotation, biological process: ceramide biosynthetic process. NCBI's taxonomy places the organism in Eukaryota, Oomycota, Peronosporomycetes, Peronosporales, Peronosporaceae.
AUGCUGCAGCAGGCAGCCUGUGAGUAUUUGGCCAAUCGUUCCGGUAUCGUACAGCCUGAUUUUAGCUCUGAGGAACGAUUUAUCAUGGGACGACGCUGGCAGCUUCGUGACAAAGCAAGUUUUAUCAACUAUGUGAAGAUUGAGCUGCAGCUUCUAUCGAAGGAGUGGAAAAUUAUCUUGCCAUGUGUCAUUAUGCAGUACGUUCACGCUAUUUUUCACAAUCUAGCGUACUAUAUUCAAGGCAAGUACCUCUCGACCGAGCAGCGCUUUACACUUCACGAUUUGGGCUUCGAGCUCAUGCCUGAGCUUACGGGGUUUGCCGCCGACAUCUCCGAAAUUCUUGUGUUUGCUGCCAUUUUUGGCCCAGCCAUUAUUCUCAUCCUGACAAUCCCCCUCUUUCGGCAGGAACCCGGCCGCCCCCGAUACCUUGUGAUCGUACUUAAACGCAGUUUGAUGCAGUUCAGCAUCUGUCUGUUCUUCCGUAUCAUUUCUUUUCUCGUGACUGCUCUUCCUGGUUCUGCUGAUCACUGUGAGCUCAAGUUUGACGAUUCGUGCUUGGCAUUGAAUCCAGGAGAUCCCGUUUCAUGUGUCGUCCCGAAUCCAGACUUCGACCCACCUAGCACUAGUGAAAUUUUCACGCGCUUAAACGCACUAAAAGGCUGCGGUGAUUUGAUGUUUAGCUCCCACACAAUCUACACUGUGUCACUUAUCUUGACAGUUUGGAAAUUUUGGCCCAACAGAUACGGAAUCACCAUUAUGGUCAGCGUGCAGAUUGCUAUCGCGUUCCUAAUUGUAGCCUCACGCAAGCACUAUACGUUAGACGUGUUUACGGCAUUGUACGUGGUACCACUGAUCUGGCUCACACAGGAAGCGUACUACAAGGACAUCAAUAGCAAGGAUUCAGAAGUCACGGUUAAGUCCAUUUACGACUUUUACCAAGUUGACGUAUCGAGUGACGCUAACGAUGGAGCCUUGCCACUCGACACCUCGGAUAAUAUACCAUUACAAGGCUUCCCGCUCAAUUCGGUGCAGGUAGCUAUGACGGAUGACGAUAGUUUAAAUGGUGAACGAUCACAGACAAGCUUUCAACGCAAGAGCUCUAUGUAA